UGCUACCUGUGUAAAGUUUUGGGACUUUCCUCUGAUCUACAUCAGGUUGUUCCCUCCUACAACCAGUGGAUCAGGAAAUCCCCAGAAUGAGGAAUCUUAUGACAUUGAGAAAGUAAACUCUUCUGCUUUCAUUCCUCGAUAUGCUGCGAACGAGAAGAAGGAAGGCGACCAUCAACGUCAGGACAAGAGGAAUAAAACGGAGCAGAGAGGAAAACGACGGAAAGGACACUGGAAUGGGAGGAGCAGCUUCGUCACAAGAUGAUGUUCCAUCCAUCCAAGACAAUCCCACAUCACUGCAGACACCAGUGGUCAGCCAGAUGCAGACACUAUGCCGCACUGUGCCACUGCCUGAGGAGCCAGAUUACAGCAGAAUGUGUCCAAAAUGUUCCUCCCUGCUGAAGCCUGCAGUGGUUCCUGCUGGAUGUACCUCUACGCUACUGUACUGCCCACAGUGCUCUACCACACCACUGUGUGAGCACUGCCUGUACCCUUGCUCUGACGGCACCUGCACCAACCAAUUGUGCCAGGUUGUCUCAUUGCUGCUCACUUGUGACCGAGUCACGGAUUCCGCCAGCUACGUGUACGGCUGCCCUCUUUUCCGAGCCUGCCCCAAAUGUCACAAUAUAAUGAUGCACCAAUCAGGGUGUAAGUAUGUGAUGUGUGGACAGUGUUGUCAUAGCUACUGUUUUAUCUGCCUAAGGAUCAGACAAGUGUGCGUAAAGGACAGAAACCUGUACUGGUCCCUCACCUGCUCCGCACCCAGAGCAGCACGGCAGAGAUUUCAAACCUGACGAGCUGCACACAAGAUCUCUCAAAACUGUAUAUAAAUAUAUAUAUUAUAAAGGGAAAAAUCUAAACAUGGUGACAGAUCAGAAUAUUUCAGAUUGCAUUCACAUUGUAUUUUCCACAAUUAUUCAAAACAAACUAUUUUUCUAUGCUCAGCUCUUAACAAUUAUUCGGCAGUCAUGGAAACUUUGUGUAUUUUCACUCAAAACUUACCUGCUUUAAAGAUUCUGAUUCCUUCUUUUUCUUCUUAUUGAGAAUGUCUGAUCACUUAAAGGUUUUCCCAUUAACUUCACUGCUUUAAUAAUUAAUAAAUAAAUAAAUAAAUAAAUAAAGUUUAAGGUGAUCCUAUAGGAUCUACAGAAUCCUAUAUCCUAGAUCCUGUUUAUCUACAGAAAACAGGUCAGGUUCAUGAAUGUGAUAUGAGUCCAAAUCCCCAAGAAUAAAG
Messenger RNA from Ictalurus furcatus (blue catfish), 1231 nucleotides. RefSeq lists its product as uncharacterized. The transcript is spliced from 4 exons. NCBI's taxonomy places the organism in Eukaryota, Metazoa, Chordata, Actinopteri, Siluriformes, Ictaluridae. The coding region runs from base 141 to 791 and encodes 216 amino acids. The record is from RefSeq and is a predicted model, not a curated record.